UUUCUUGUCUGUUAGAUUGUACAAAAUAAUUUCGUUUACACUUUCAUGCUUAGGUACGUAGUUAUCAGAAUAAUUGUUUUUCUGUCUCUCAAGUUUGUGUUCCUUAAUUAAUUUAGAUUGCAGAAAAAUCAUUCUAUUUCUUUGUCUUUUUAUUCUUAGGCAGUUAUCUGAAUUUCUAAUUUAAUGGAUGAGAUGUUGAUUCCACCAAAUGCAAAGAGAGGUAGGGAGAGUGAGAGUGAGAGUGAAAAUGAAGAGAACAAAGAUAGACUCAGUGACUUGCCUGAUUGCGUUCUCCUUCACAUUCUGUCAUUUGUGAAUGCCAAGUAUGCAGUUCAAACUUGCACAUUAUCCACAAGAUGGAAGGAUCUCUGGAAACGUCUUCCUUCCCUCAUACUACAUUCCUCAGAUUUUUCAACUUUUAAGGGUUUCACCAAAUUCGUGUCUACAAUUUUGACUCUUCGUGAUGGCUCAAUUGCACUCCAUGGUCUAGAUUUGAAGCGUCUUGGGCGCAUUCAGCCUUGCCUCUUCAAAAGGAUCAUAAAAUAUGUCAUUUCACACAAUGUUCAGCAAUUAGGAUUGUGUGUCAAUUGUGAUAUUGAACAUUUUCCGACUGACGUCUUUUCAUGUGAGACUUUGACAUAUCUUAAGCUCUCUGUUCAUUUUAGAGAAGUCAAAACGUUACUUCUGCAAUCUUUUAAUUUGCCAGCAUUAACCACCUUGCAUCUAGAACAUUUCACCAUUUGUGCCAAUGGCAAUGACCUUGCAGAGCCCUUCUCAACUUUUAUUAGGUUGAAUAGUUUGAUCAUUCACGAUUGUAGCAUCAUUGGUUCACAUAUCCUCUGCAUAUCGAGUACAACUCUUUGCAAUUUAACCGUGCAUAACGAUCCUGUGGACGUGUACAAAAUUGAGCUAUCUUCUCCAUGCCUUCGUACCUUUACCUUUACAGGUACUGUUUGUGAGACUCUCAGCGGGAGGAAUCUUUCUUCCAUUGAACAUGUAAAUCUUGAUAUACUUAGGGCGUCAAAGCCUGAUGCUGUGCUCAACUGGUUGGAAGAGCUUACCAAUAUAAAAUCAUUGACCAUCUCUAUAAGUACUCUUAAGGUUCUCUCCUUAACUCAUGUAUUGAAGCUUAAGGUUCCUCCUAUCUUGAGUAGCUUGAAGUCAGUGAAGGUUAAACUGAGAGGAGAAAAAUCUGUACUGGAUGUGGACUUUUUUCUUCAAAACUCACCGUCCGCAAAGAUUGACUUCAUAAGGUGCUCAGGAUGAUAUAUACACAACUUUUCAGGGAGAGAUACUUAUAAUUACUAUGAUUUUUUCUUCCUUGGAUGAAUUAGGAGUCCCUCAAAUGACUUUGAUACUUGAAAGCACCCUCUCCUUGCUUGAUCUGGCACUAUACUACUAUAAAUUUGGGUGUUAGAUGAAAGCGUUGGUCCAUCGGGGCCUUAGGGGCAAUCAUCUGCUGCUGUAUAAAAUAAUUUGUUAGAAGAGGUGUCUUCCUACUUAACAUGGUCUCAGAAUUUGUCAGCUUUUUUUCUUUGCUAUAGAGAAGGGGGACAAAGAGCUUCUUUAUACUAUGUUUUGCUAGGCUAUGGGCAACUGGUUGUUCUCUAAAUUCUGUUUGUUCUUAGUUAUAGCUUAGUCUAUUUUUGAUCCU
Messenger RNA from Lotus japonicus, 1654 nucleotides. Its product is annotated as F-box/LRR-repeat protein At4g14103-like. The record is from RefSeq and is a predicted model, not a curated record. Bases 184 to 1266 code for a protein of 360 amino acids. Lineage: Eukaryota; Viridiplantae; Streptophyta; Magnoliopsida; Fabales; Fabaceae. The transcript has 2 exons. Gene Ontology annotation, molecular function: protein binding.